Messenger RNA from Perognathus longimembris pacificus (Pacific pocket mouse), 2110 nucleotides. RefSeq names its product suprabasin (gene Sbsn). Lineage: Eukaryota; Metazoa; Chordata; Mammalia; Rodentia; Heteromyidae. The record is from RefSeq and is a predicted model, not a curated record. The transcript has 5 exons. Bases 1 to 2076 code for a protein of 691 amino acids.
AUGCACGGGGCAAGAGUGCUCAGCGCCUGCUGCCUCCUCCUGCUCUCGGGGGCGCUGUCUGCCCAGGCAGCCAGCGAGGACCCCCUGGAGAAGGUCAUUGAAGGCAUCAACCGGGGGCUGAGCAACGCAGAGCGUGAGGUGGGCAGAGCCCUCGAAGGCAUCAACAAUGGCCUCACGCAAGCCGGAAGGGAGGUGGAGAAGGUGUUUAAUGGACUGAGCCACAUGGGCACCCAGGCUGGCAAGGAGGUGGAGAGGGGCGUCAACACCGGCUUGGACAAGGUGGUCCAUGGGAUCAACAAUGGCAUCGGACACACAGGAAAGGAAGCAGAGAAGUUUGCCCAUGGGGUCAACCACGCUGCUGGACAGGUUGGGAAGGAGGCAGACAAAGUAUUCCAUCGUGGGGUCCAUCAGGCGGGAAGCGAGGCAGGGGGGCAUGCCGCGGGCCAGGCUGGCAAGGAGGCUGGGAGGCUUGGCCAAGGGGCCCACCAUGCUUUUGGCCAGGCUGAGAAGGAGGCAGAGAAGUUUGGCCAUGGGGUUCACCAUGCUUUUGGCCAGGCUGAGAAGGAGGCAGAGAAGUUUGGCCAUGGGGUUCACCAUGCUGCAGGGCAGGCUGGAAAGGAGGCAGAGAAGUUUGGCCAUGGGGUUCACCAUGCUGCAGGGCAGGCUGAGAAGGAGGCAGAGAAGUUUGGCCAUGGGGUUCACCAUGCCGCAGGGCAGGCUGGGAAGGAGGGAGAGAAGUUUGGCCAUGGGGUUCACCAUGCCGCAGGGCAGGCUGGGAAGGAGGCAGAGAAGUUUGGCCAUGGGGCCCACCAUGCCGCAGGGCAGGCUGGGAAGGAGGGAGAGAAGUUUGGCCAUGGGGUUCACCAUGCCGCAGGGCAGGCUGGGAAGGAGGGAGAGAAGUUUGGCCAUGGGGCCCACCAUGCCGCAGGGCAGGCUGGAAAGGAGGGAGAGAAGUUUGGCCAUGGGGCCCACCAUGCCGCAGGGCAGGCUGGGAAGGAGGCAGAGAAGUUUGGCCAUGGGGCCCACCAUGCCGCAGGGCAGGCUGGGAAGGAGGCAGAGAAGUUUGGCCAUGGGGCCCACCAUGCCGCAGGGCAGGCUGGGAAGGAGGCAGAGAAGUUUGGCCAUGGGGCUCACCAUGCCGCAGGGCAGGCUGGGAAGGAGGGAGAGAAGUUUGGCCAUGGGGUUCACCAUGCCGCAGGGCAGGCUGGGAAGGAGGGAGAGAAGUUUGGCCAUGGGGUUCACCAUGCCGCAGAGCAGGCUGGGAAGGAGGGAGAGAAAUUUGGCCAUGGGGUUCACCAUGCUGCAGAGCAGGCUGGGAAGGAGGGAGAGAAGUUUGGCCAAGGGGGCCACCAUAUUUUUGGCCAGGCUGGGAAGGAAGCAGAGAAAUUUGGCCAAGGGGUCCAUCAUACUUUUAGUGAGGCUGGGAAGGAGGCAGAGAAGUUUGGCCAAGGGGUCCAGGAUGCGUUUGGGCAGCCUGGGAGGGAAGCAGAGAAGUUUGGUCACGAAUUUGGCCAAGGGGCCCAUCAUGCUUUUGGCCAGCCAGCGAAGGAGGCUGAAAAGCUUGGUGAGGGGGUCCACCAUGCCGUGGGGCAGGCUGGGAAGGAGGCAGGAAAAGUGGUCCAUGGCGUUGCUUCUGGGGUCAGCCAGGCUGGGAAGGAGGUAGAGGAGUUUGGCCAGGGAGUCCACCAUGCCGUUGAACAGGCCGGAAAGGAAGCAGACAAGGUGGUCCCGGGGGUCCACGAUGGGUUCUACCAGGCUGGAAAGGAGGCAGAGAAAUUUGGCCAAGGGCUCAACCAUGCUGCUGGUCAGGCCGGAAAGGAGGCGGAGAAACUUGGCCAAGGUGUCCACCAUACUGCGCAUCAGGCCGGGAAAGAAAUGGACAGGUUGCAACAGAAUGUGCAUAAUGGGGUCAACCAAGCCGUCAAGGAGGCCAAUCAGGGUAGCACCCAUCAAGGCGGGGUUUCCGGCCAUCAAGGAGGGGCCGCCACAACGCCAUUGGCAUCUGGGGCCUCGGCCAACAAGCCCUUCAUGGAUUUGCCGGCUCUGUGGAGGAGCGUCGCCGACAUCAUGCCAUAAACUGAGGCCCAGCGGCAGCGUCCUUGUCGUCGUG